Messenger RNA from Darwinula stevensoni, 2361 nucleotides. The record is from the annotation of a GenBank genome assembly. NCBI's taxonomy places the organism in Eukaryota, Metazoa, Arthropoda, Ostracoda, Podocopida, Darwinulidae.
UUUUAUCAUGAAAAUAUAGUGGAGAAAGGAUUGCAGUGAAAGAGGGUGCUCAAGAGUCAGUGGCAUGCUCUGCAUUGGAAGAGAGGACAUGGAAGAGAACUUUUCAACCUGGCUCUGCAUGCUUGGGCUCAGUGGCUGAGUAUUAAUUGAAGCCAGGUCAUGGGGAGUGUCUUGUCUAGCUUCUUCCAGACAGGAAGUUCACUAUUGGCUGUUGCCAAUCACCGUGGUGUGUCUGAAGACACAAAACGCAAAAUUCGUAUAGUCUUCGAUGCCUUAAGGGCCAAUCCACGUGUCACUGUUCAUCGCCUUGAGGGCCUCCUUUCACAUAUCCCAAAGAAUGAAAAUAUCUUGUUGGUGAACAAUGAGGAAGGCUACAAUCUUCUCCAAAAAUGUGUGGGAAUCAACAAUUUAGAGAUGGUGCGAUGGAUCCUCUCCCGAAAUCCAGAUCUAAAUCGAGGGGCUUGCUCCCUUCCUCUCCACAUUGCCUGCUUUCGAGGACUUGAUGACUGUGUGGAACUACUCAUCAAGCAUGGUGCCAGGAUUGAUGUGGAGGCUCGCAUGUGCUGGCCGGGACCACAUAAUCAAAACUGUGAACAGAGAGGAAAAUAUUGUGUGCAAGAUGAAACUGUUGAUAGGGUUCGUGCAAGUGAUAAACUACAAAGUGCCAUCUGUUAUGCUAUUGAUGGGGACCAGGUGGAAACACUGGAGCUGUUGAUGCAACAGUCAGAGGAUCACUGGUUUCCAUGGCAUCAGAAGAGACCAUUGUUACAUCUGGCCUGUGAACGUGGGGCCUGGAAUUGUGUCCGGUAUCUCGUCUCAGAGCGUUCUGAGGAAAUCAAUCAGUGCUAUGAUGAGUAUUAUCCCAUUCAUCAGGCAGCACUGCAUGAUCUGAAGUUUCUGGAGCUAUUGAUCACAUGUGGUGCUGAUGUAAAGGUGAGGACAGCUACACAGCAACUGACAGUGUUGCAUGUUGUCUUUCUUCUUGGCAAGAAGUCUGCAGAGGAUACACUCACUACUGUCCAGCUAUUAUUGGAGCAUGGAUUGCGAGAGCUGAUAAAUGAACCAGACUCUUUGGGAAACACUCCCCUUCAUGCUCUCCUUGUGAGAUAUGCCCUUGAAGAAUCUCGUUACGGUUACUGUCAUGAACCACAGCCAUGGAAUAAAUGGGACAUGCUCCACCUAGUCAGAUAUCUCCUCCAGAAUGGAGCAAGCCCCAGUAUAAAUCAAGAAGGGAACUCAGCCCUUGCUGGUGUCCUCCGCCAUGUCAGAGAUUGGGAAUUCCGCUAUGAACUCCUUGACAUGCUAUUGCAAAAUGGAGGGAAUCCAAACAUUGUGGGACGAGAUGGAUCAGUGCCAAUGAUGGUUUGCCUGGUCCCACUCAUUAAUAAGGAUCCCUUGCAUCACUUCACCCAUCAUAUGAAGAUCUUCUACCUCAACUGCGUGCGAAUCUUGUGCAAGCAUGGUGGGAAUCCCAAUUGCAGCUCACGAUCGAACUUGACCCCACUCCAUGUUCUCAUGUUCACAGCCAGUGAAAACAUCACUCUGUCUCGAGGUGAAGAAAAGGCUGAGGCAUUUGACUUCAUCCGACAACUCCUUGUAGUGUUGCUGCAGCAUGGCUUGGACCCUAAUGUAAGGUUUAGCCAGCGCACUCAACAUAUUCUAUUGGCCCUUAUGGACAUGGUGAACAAUGCAAGAUGCCCAACAGACUUGGAUCAUGUGUAUGAUCUAACUCUGACCCUUCUACAGUAUGGGGCUGACCCAAAUGUGAACAUCUCAAGCACAGAACCCAUGAUCUGCCAUUCUCAGAGCUCAGUUUUCCUCAAGAAAUCAUCCAACCAGGUGUUGUAUUACUUUGUGCAACUCAUCAUGAGAAAGGAGGUGUUCCUGACAGACCCAAAUGCUCGUUAUGCGCGUUUGGUUUAUCUGUAUUACUAUGCCAUGAACCAUCAGGAGCUAUACUCGUGUCUCAAGUUUCUGCACUCGCAGACCAGUCUAGUCCCAACACGUGGGGACCUAAUCCAACUCAUCAAACGCCUGUACACUUCCCCACGAACCCUGAAACAGAUGUGCCGUGUGACCAUCUACAAUGCCCUGAGGCGGCGCCCUGCUCCCUUUGCCAACAAACUUCCCUUACCUGGUCCCUUGAAGGACUACAUUCUUAACUGGGAUCCUUGAAAGUUGAAAGGCUCCCUGCCCCUACCCCUGGUGCCCAUCUUCUUUGUUGGCUGUUGGACCUACAGUUACCUUUUUUUGUUUUCUCGUAUCAUGAGAACCUUUGAAGAGAAUUUAAUAUGGAGUAGAUGAAAAUCCAGUGCAAUAUGGUAGUCAAACCAGUCUUUUCAUUUCAAUAUGAAUCCUGGG